Molecule: messenger RNA, 666 nt
Organism: Eruca vesicaria subsp. sativa (arugula)
Lineage: Eukaryota; Viridiplantae; Streptophyta; Magnoliopsida; Brassicales; Brassicaceae
Source: the annotation of a GenBank genome assembly
AUGAUCGUCAAGCUAUCCCACGAAAUCGAUAACUACCCUGAACCAGACGAUGCAGGCACAAUCAGAGUCACGACAAGGAUCUUUGGCGAAGAUGAUUACUCGACGUUCACGACUCUUUCGCUUGCAAAAGACUUCAUGGAUGAUGAGAACGAUGAGUGUAAAAGCAAACAAGACUUGAACUACUUCUUGUUGGAAGCUGGAGUCAACGAAGAUGUUCUCAAUAAUGCGAUACUGGAGCUAAUUGUCUUUGUCGAUGAGGUUACUUGCCCCGUAAGUAAUGAGUAUUCUCCUGGAUGUGCUUUAAAAGUUUGGUUGGAUAUUGUUCCUGAGUAUCUCGAUGAUGAUGAUGAUGAUUCUCGGGUUCAAGAAGCGGUUCAAGUCUCGUUUGAUGAUACUAGCAGUAUCCAGUUUCGACCUGCGAGCAAGCACGUGGUCAAGUCGCUAACCAGGAAAGUAUACAACAAGAAGAUUAAAAAGGAAAAGAAGAGGAAGAUGAUUAGCUUGGACGAGUGCAGGAUUUGUUUGCAAGAGUUUAGCAAUGGAGGAGUAGUUGUGACAUUAUCUUGUGGACAUGAGUUUGACGAGGAGUGUAUUGUAAAGUGGUUUGAGACCAGUCAUGUUUGUCCGUUGUGUCGUUUCGAGUUGCCAUGUCAAGAUGAAGUAUAG